Molecule: messenger RNA, 1618 nt
Organism: Solanum tuberosum (potato)
Lineage: Eukaryota; Viridiplantae; Streptophyta; Magnoliopsida; Solanales; Solanaceae
Product: AT-hook motif nuclear-localized protein 26-like
Exons: 2
Coding region: 377-1312 (311 amino acids)
Biological process (GO): vegetative to reproductive phase transition of meristem
Cellular component (GO): nucleus
Molecular function (GO): minor groove of adenine-thymine-rich DNA binding; DNA-binding transcription factor activity
Source: RefSeq, a predicted model, not a curated record
CUUCUACAAAACUAAGCAAACAAAGUGAUUUUUUAUUUUUUUUUGAAUUCAAUAAAAUCAUUACAUUUUUUAUCUUUUCAAAUCAUUACAUCCUUUCCCUUUCUUGUACUUUCAUUUUCUUUAAUUUGUUUCUCCAAACUUUAGUGUUCUCUCUCUCUUUCACUCUUUCCAUCAAUCUACAUCCCAAAAAUCAAGUACAGAUUAUCAGACGCAGAUUCAGAAUUUAGAGUCAAUUGGUCAAAGUAGUUAGAUGGAUGUGAUCUAUUAGACAUAUUUCCAUUUUCAUUUUCUCUCUCUCGAUAGUGGUUCAGUUGAAUUUAUUGUUGAACCUGUUCUAGAUCUACCUCUCUGAGAAUUAAUUAUACAAAAAAAGACUAUGGAUCCGUCGAACAAUUCUCUACCCCCUCCUUUCCACACGAGAAAUUUCAACUUACAGCAUCACAACAACCACCACCACCACCAGCAACAACAACAACUUCAGUUCCAACAUAGCUCGGAAGACGAGCAAAGUGGAACAAGUGGCCUAAACAUGUCGGGGCAAAAGAGAGAUCGCGAAGAGAACAACAACAACAACGACAACAACAACAACAACUACAAUGAUUCAAAUGUUGAUGAAUCAACGGAUGAGUUAGGCGUUAACGGAAGCCAUAGAGAUGGAGAGUUCAAUAGAAGGCCUAGAGGUAGACCUGCUGGAUCCAAAAAUAAGCCAAAAGCACCUAUCAUCAUCACUAGAGAUAGUGCAAAUGCCCUUAGAACUCAUGUUAUGGAAAUUGCUGAUGGUUGUGAUAUUAUGGAAAGUGUUUCAAAUUUUUCAAGAAGACGUCAAAGAGGAGUUUGUAUUAUGAGUGGAACAGGAAAUGUUACAAAUGUAAACUUAAGACAACCAGCUUCACCAGGUGCGAUUGCAACCCUACAUGGACGUUUUGAGAUAUUAUCCUUAGCAGGAUCAUUUCUCCCACCACCAGCUCCACCAGCUGCUUCAGGGUUGACUAUAUAUUUAGCUGGCGGACAAGGUCAGGUGGUGGGAGGUUGUGUGGUAGGGUCCCUUAUGGCAUCUGGUCCGGUUGUUAUUAUGGCGGCUUCUUUUAGCAAUGCAGCUUAUGAAAGACUUCCUUUAGAUGAGGAUGAUUCGAACCAACUUCCGGUUCAAGGAGGUUCACUAGGUUCUCCUGGAGCGACAAUUGCUCCAGGAGGACAACAACAACAAUUAUUAGCUGACCCUUCACUAUUUCAUGGAAUGCCACCAAAUCUUCUCAAUAAUGUUCAAUUACCUUCUGAGGCUUAUUGGGCAACGGGUCGACCUCCAUUCUAACUAGAUGAGAUUCGUACAAGGGCCGGGUAAUAAUUUUCUCUGAUUAACUUGUUUAAGGUCACGACCCUCCAGUAUUGGAUCAUAUAUGUUCAUGAUCCAAAAUUUGAGGGUCGUGACCUUUAAUUAGUUGAAAUUAUCUCCAUUUAGUUUACAAGAAUUCUUAGGAAUGUGUUGUUGUUGGUCAUUUUAUUAAGUUCUUCAUAAUUUCUUUUAAUUAGUCACAUUACACUUUAAUUUAGGCUUUUCUAUUGUGAGUUUGACUAUGAUCAAAUGAUAUGAAAUGUUUGUCAUUAAUUUGAUCAAUUG